AUUUUUCUUCAUUGGCAAACCAAAGUUCAGUUCAAAUGUUUUAAAUCAGUUUGAUCCCGCACCAUGGACAGAUCGCCAUGGCUGCCCGUCUCAAACCGAUGUUUACGAUACACCAUUGCCAGAUCCGACUUGGGAAUGGGUCCAUAGAAUGUGGUUAAUAGACAUGUCUGGUGAUGUUGACGAAGGUGGCUGGGAGUAUUCAUUUAAUUUCCAUGGAUAUAGCUGGCACGGUAAUCAGACUUAUGAGUUUGAGUUGUUCGUAGGGUAUUAUUCUAAAGCCACUAGAAUCGAACUCUAG
Messenger RNA from Paraglomus occultum, 298 nucleotides. NCBI's taxonomy places the organism in Eukaryota, Fungi, Glomeromycota, Glomeromycetes, Paraglomerales, Paraglomeraceae. The record is from the annotation of a GenBank genome assembly.